Chroicocephalus ridibundus (black-headed gull) is the source of this 4514-nucleotide messenger RNA. RefSeq names its product NudC domain containing 1 (gene NUDCD1). Lineage: Eukaryota; Metazoa; Chordata; Aves; Charadriiformes; Laridae. The transcript has 10 exons. The record is from RefSeq and is a predicted model, not a curated record. The coding region runs from base 15 to 1778 and encodes 587 amino acids.
CCCGCGGACGCGGCAUGGCGGGCGCCGCCCACUGCUCGCUGCAGGCCAAGCGCCUGCUCUUGGACCCCAAGUUCGAGGGCUACAAGCUGUCCCUGGAGCCGCUGGCCUGCUACCAGCUGGGGCUGGACGCGGCUGUAGCAGAAGUGAAACUUCGUGAUGAUCAAUAUACCCUUGACCACAUGCGUGCUUUUGGCAUGUAUAAUUAUCUCCAUCUUGAUUCCUGGUACCAGGAUAAUGUCUACUAUGUGGAUCAAUUUGGAAGGGUUAUGAAUGUGUCAGUGACUCUGGACACUGCUCUACAAAAACCAAGGGAAGUUUUCAGGCUACCGACAGACUUGACAGCUUAUGAUAAUCGCCUUUGUGCCUCUGUACACUUCUCAUCUUCCACAUGGGUUACCCUUUCUGAUGGUACAGGAAGACUGUUUUUAAUUAAAUCGGGCAAACGUGGAAACACUGCAUCUGAAAAGUGGGAGAUUGUGUUUAAUGAAGAACUAGGAAGUCCAUUUAUUAUAGCACACAGUGUUUCAUUUGUAAAAUCUGAUAAGCAUUCAGUAGCUGUGCUGCUGCUUAGGGUAGAAAAAGACGAACUGGACACAAAAGGAAGUGGAUUUCAUAUUACCUUGGAAUGGGUUACAAUUGCAGAGAUAAGCAAAGAGGGUGAUCGUAGAUAUGAAAUCUUUAAAAGGAGAGUUUUACAAGGAAAAUCAGUCCCCCAUUAUGCAGCAGUAGAGCCGAGUGGGGAUGGUCUAAUGAUUGUUUCCUACAAACCAUUCAAAUUUGUGCAAGAUGAAGAUAACAAAUUAGAAGAAGAAAACGAUGAUGCAAAAGCAGCAAAUGAGAAGAAAGACCCUCUCUAUUACUGGCAGCAGUCUGAAGAUGAUGUGACAAUAACAGUUCACAUUCCUCAAGACAUCACUAAGGAUGACAUAAAAGUACGCUUUUCCCCUGAUAACAUAUGUGUUACACUGAAAGACCAGCCUCCUUUGAUGGAAGGGAAACUCUAUUCAUCUGUGGACCACGAAAGCUGCACAUGGAUAAUUAAAGACAACAAAAGCUUGGAAAUUUCUCUAAUUAAGAAAAGUGAGGGACCCCGGUGGCCAGAGCUAAUAAUUGGUGACACAAGAGGGGAAUUCAUUAUGGACUCUUCCCAAUGCUCUGAAAUAGCUGAAAGCCUGAUGCAUCUUACCUCUGAAGUAAUGAAUCCAAACCCUGAAAAGGAAAACCCACCUUGUAAUGCACAAGAAUUAGAAGAAUGUGAUGCUUUUCUUGAAGACAGCGCAAGCUUGUGCAGAUUUGAUGGUGAUACCUUGAAAGUCACUCAUGUAAUUAAUCUUGGAAGCAACCAGUACCUUUUCUCAGUUGUUGUGGAUCCCAGGGAAAUGCCGUGCUUUUGCUUGAGGCAUGAUGUUGACGCUCUUCUCUGGCAGCCCCACUCUGACCAACCAGAGAACAUGUGGGAACACAUCGCAACUUUUAAUGCUUUAGGUUAUGUCCAAGCGUCAAAGCAAGACAAGAAGUUCAUGGCUUGUGCUCCAGAUUACUCCUACGCUGCUCUUUGUGAGUGCUUGCGACGAGUUUUCAUCUAUCGUCAGCCGACUCCUCUGUCCACAGUUCUCUACAACAGGAAGGAAGGAAGACAAGUGGGACAGGUUGCUAAGCAGCUGGUAGCAACCCUGGAAGCCAAUGAUCCUAUCUUAGGCUUUCAAGCUACAAGUGAGAGAUUAUUUGUUCUCACAACAAAAACCUUGUUUUUAAUAAAGGUGAACCCUGGAAAUUAAUUAUCGAGUAUAUUCUGCUGUAGCUUGUGUUAACAAUUUGUUAAAGAACUGGCUAGGUAAAUGAUCUGAGAAGUUCAGUACAAUUUGCUGAAAUUUAAAAAGGAGAUAUUUUAAAGGGGAAUUAAAAUUUUUCAUUAGAAUUUGUAAGAAAAUAUUUCAACUUUCCUGUCACUGAAGUAGGCUUUUUCAGAGCUAUAGGAAAAUGUCUUUAACAGCUUUCUGAAAGCAAUUGUCAGAGGCUGGUAUUGCAUAGGUGAAUAGAUUUAUGCAUAUUUUUUUCCAAAUGACUGUGUUUGCCAUACUUCCGAGUUUUGAGAAUUCGCUUCUGUUUUUAAAUGCUACUUUACCUAUGAAAGUAGUCAGAUAAAGAACAUAAAGCCUUGAGUUACAAGCAAAGUAGUGUGUAUCAUAAGGAAAAAAAUAAUCCCAAAUUCAAAUACUGUUAACCCAAAAAAUGAUAUAAUAUUUCAAUAUUCAGUAGUUUGAGUGAAAUGUGAAUGGAAGGAAUGAAGUGUUAUGUUUCUUAUACAGGUAAUUAAUUCAAGUGGGAUAGUUUCAUUGUGUAUGCAGAUUUUAGAGGAUUGAUUUGGGACUUACUCAUGCCUGCAGUGAAAUCUGUUCACAUUUUAGGAGACGCUAGGAUAGCUUUUAGUAGCUUUUUCUUGAAGCAAAGUAAGGGUACAGCUGGUGAUUACAUAUUGAAUGGUAUUAGUCAAGAUCUAGUUAUACUCUCAGUUGUGUCAUUUUCACUUGACAUUUGUGCUUCAUCUCAAGUGACUAAUUUACAAUUAGAAAAUGGCAAACAGAAAAGCACCUGUAUUGUAAGCUGAGAUGGGGGGCUCAGAAGUGCUGCUUCUGCCUCAGAUACCGCUGUAAAUACCGUGUCACUGGUUAACCAUUCUGCCCAUUCAAGUCCAAAUGCGGUAUACGCAAUGUAACUGUACGCAGGCCCCAAGGAUGCUUCUGUUUAACAAACUGGCAUGGUUAAUUUUGUUGAAAAGUAUCUGAAGAUUUUUGUUUCUUAUUAUAAGUUGACAUUGUCAAUACAGUUAAACCACAAGAGGGUCGGUUGUGACAGCUCCACUCUGGGUUGGGUUUUUUUUCAUAGUUUUCUCAGAACUCCAUAGCAAAGAAUGCCUAAUCAAUGUAUUGCGUACUGGCAGGAAAGCUGCUGUGAUUUGUGGUACCAAAGUACUGAGAGAGACACAAAUUACCAAGACAAGCACAAAUACAAGUGGCCUAAUAGUUUGCAUCUCUUCCAAUAUUAUUUCAGACCUCUGUAAGGAUGUAUUGAGAGAAAAAUAAGUGUUCCUUUCUUAUGACUAAGAGUUUCUCAGUUGUGAUUGUUUUAACCCCACUGUAAAUUCUCCAGACUUCUAUUGGUGAAAUGAUUAAAUAAUAUAUGAGAAUUUAAGAGGGAGACAAGCAGUUGCGACUUGCAGAAAACCCUUCAAGUUCAGUAGCCUUUCAAGGAACCUGAUUUUCCUCAUCCUUACAGCAGUAUUAUAUUGUAUAUCCAAUAUUGAAAAGUUUUUCCUCAUACCUGGGUAAGUUAAAACAGACUUGAUUUGCAAACCUUCCUUUCUUAUUCUAUUUUUUUAAAAACUGUUUUCAAAAUGUUUUAAAAAAAGGCUGAGUGAGUUUAUUACUGCUUCAUGACUGGUUUGUAUCUAAAUGGUCAUUGCUGGGCAAUAAUGUCAAACAAGGUGGUAGAAUUUGUGGAGAGGUCCUUUAGAAAAGAUUUUAUGUAGUUGAUUACUUUGCAGCAUAUAGUGCGUGCUUUGAAACUUAUAUGAGUCUUACUUAGUAACCUGAGAUAUAACCACUGGGAACACAGAGUUCAGAACACGGGAUGUUUGGGGAAUGGAGGAAUGGAGAGGGAGUGAAGGAUUCAUGGGCAACAUGCUUUUGGCACCUCAGGUCAGUUGCAGGAUGCUUCGGUACGGAUGAGAAUUUCGGCUGUUCUUUGUCAAAUUCUCCUUGCUGUGGGUUAGAUAUCUGGGAAUGUACUUCUGCUGUCUCCUACAACAGAGGAAAAAAAGUCAUGUAAAACGGUUACCUUUUCAGAGCCUGUGUUAUGACAUGUAACGCCUAAAACUCACAUUUCUGCCCAAAUGUCUGUUUCAAGAGUUCUUGUGUUUGCUCCUGGGAACAACUCAACACGGGGAAGAGGUUCAUCCCUUUUUCUGUGUUACUCUAUUUGCAGUCAUGGUAUUCUCAGAAAGGAUAUGUCAGAUGAUAGUCUCUCUCUUAUUUUGCUUUCUAUGAGAGUUAAGGACAUUGUAUUAUUUAAAAAAUUUGUUGCCUUGAGGAACAUUACAUGCUGUUGCACAGCAAGCUCCUAUAAUUAAAUGGCUGCAAGCCACAGGGAGGCACUUACUGUUAGCAUUUCCAUUUCUGUGUUCACUUAAUUUUAAGGCUUUUUUUGUUUAGCGUAUUAAUGUAGCCUUAUACAAGGUAUAGAAUGUGGAUAUUUAAGAGAGGUGGUUUUCUGAGAACCAUACUUCAGUUUUUCUAGGAUUUUAAUUCUCGAAAUCUUAGCUUUUAAGACACAGUACUUCCUGAGAGGUCUCAAUCGCAACCUGUUUACAGAAUUCCUGAGAAAAUACUUGGCUAUUACAAGCUGUCGUUAUUUAUUUCUGAUAUUUUUUCAAUGUUUUCCUUGGCUGCAUAUUUGGAAUGUAUCAUGUAUUAUUCUACAAGUUUAAAUAAAUGGAAAAAAUGUUAAAUUUAUAA